Molecule: messenger RNA, 948 nt
Organism: Heteronotia binoei (common prickly gecko)
Lineage: Eukaryota; Metazoa; Chordata; Lepidosauria; Squamata; Gekkonidae
Gene: TMEM221
Product: transmembrane protein 221
Source: RefSeq, a predicted model, not a curated record
AUGCCCUCCUCUUACGGCCAGCGCGCCCUGGGCGCCCUGCUGCUCUUGGGCACGGUGGCGGGCUUGAUGGCGGUGCUGGCCUCUAUGCUCAUCUUCCAGAUCGAGUCCGGGAGCCACUGGGGCGGCCUGCCGAGUUGGGCCAACCGGGCGCUGCUGCGUGCCUCGGCCGUGCUGGCUUCUCUCUGCUUGGUGCUCAGCCUCAGCUUCCUGCUCAGUCUCCUGCACGGCUACUGCGGCGCGGAGCGAGGCGCUUCGCCAGGGGGCGCCCUGGAGCCGGGCAAGGCUGACUGGUUCCUGCUGGACACUCGCAAGGUCCGCCAUGUUGCCGUGGGUCUGUUCUGCUGUGGAGUCUCUGCCUACCUCGCAGCUCUCUCCCUAUACAUGCUCGUCUCCUUCAAGGCCGAAACUGGGAUCACUUGCGCCUGCAUCUUUUCCUCGGGCAUUCUUGUGCUGCUUAUCACGGCGACCCACGUGCUGGUCCGCGUGUCCAGAGCCUCAUGGCGCAGUCAAGGGGAGGGAUCCCACAGCCUCUACGAAAAUGACUCAGCCCAAGGUGGUGAGACCCCUGCUGCUCAUCUCAACAAUGCCAAGAAUGUGGUCCCGUCAAGGCUAAGGCCAGAGAUUCACCGUGAGUUUUCAUACCCACUGUACGCAGAGCAGAAGUCCCACCUUACCACCCCAGUGAGCAGCAAUAUUACCUCUUCAGGGAGUCCCGGGGCAACACCUGAGAAGGAGAGCUACACGGUCCCUAGAAUGCACCGGACGCUGUCGGCUGAGUCCGGUCUCCUGCAGCCACAUGAGAAGCCAUGGAACGGAGUCACACAAGAAAUGAGAAAUGUCUUAUCCCGAAAGCUGGCCGGAUCUGGAAAAGAUUCGACUCUGGUGUAGACCUCUGAGCAGGGAGUGUGCAUUGCAGGAGAGGUCUUCACAAAGUAGACGACCCCUUGU